AAAUCAGGAGCGUCGUAAGUGACUGGCCUAGACAUCAGAUGCACAGUUGAUGUGAAUUGACUAUAGGUCAUUUUAUAGGGAAUAGCUAGGAAAAAGACUCUCAAAAAGAAGAAGAAGAAGAAGAAGAAGAAGGAGAAGAAGAGGAAGGAUUCUAGUGGGACGAAACCAAAGACUACGAAAUGGCAGCAAGAAGUAAAGAGAUGAUGACAAAGAUCAAUGCCUGGAUAACUCUCUUGGGUCUGGCUCUUAUGCAGCUGGGGACAGCGUUCGCCACGCUUCGUCCAGCCAAUAUAGCCGAUGGUCAUCAAUCAAGUCCUCUAGUGGCAACUUUAGAGCACCCGGCCACCAGAGUAGCAAGACACGCCCAGCCGGACUGCCCCUCGGCGGCGGAGGCCAAGUACUGCUCGCAAGGGAACGGACUCUGCAUGGACGUAGCGGACCGAGACAACUGCGGCGGGAGGGCCGUGCACGAACUCUGCAGUGGUGACCGCUGCACGUGCUGCAUGAAGGACCGAUGUGCGAUCACGCCGGACUGCUGCUCGAGGGAAAACGGCGUCUGCAUCAAUAAGAUGGACAGUCCACAACAGUGCUACGGCAGGACGGAAGACCGUCUAUGCCCAGGGCCUCACUGCACGUGUUGCAAGAAGCAUAGAUGCGAGAACACGCCCAGGCCCUGCUGCAGCAGGGGCGGCACGUGUGUCAACAUCAUGGACACCUGUCAGGGCAUCAAAGUGAAGGAGCUCUGUCACAACAGCAAGUGUACUUGCUGCAUUCCGUGAAGAAGAAGGCCCUUUCUGAAGAACGCCCCCGAAGAGAGGUCAUUGUUCAGCUCUGGUUUGGAAGAACGACGCUAAUAGCACACACACACACACACACACACA
Messenger RNA from Macrobrachium nipponense, 881 nucleotides. RefSeq lists its product as uncharacterized. Lineage: Eukaryota; Metazoa; Arthropoda; Malacostraca; Decapoda; Palaemonidae. The record is from RefSeq and is a predicted model, not a curated record. The coding region runs from base 180 to 779 and encodes 199 amino acids. The transcript is spliced from 4 exons.